UGCACACAAUCUACCCACACUUGGGUACUUGGGUCACACCGCGACUCCGCAGGCGGAUGCUCCAUCUCGCGUCGCCUCAGAUUAAAUUUGUUUUUCGUCUUCCACGGAGGAGCGAAUGCAAGAUUAUUUAAAAGUUUUGCCUAUUUUAUAGAAUGCAGAAACAAACAAAAAUGUUACAAUUUAGGAGAACAUUUGAGAAUGAGCAGAUUCAGCUCCAGGAUCUGAACACGAGGCUAAGGCAGUACCUGUCCAGAGUGAAGGACCUGGAGCAGGAUAACGCCCUGCUCAUAAAGGAGAUAAACACCAUCAAGCAGCAGAGGACGGCGGAAUGGGAAAAAAAAUAUUUGACCGAAUUGAGGGAACUCAGGAAUGCGGCGAAUCAGUUGACUUUAGAGAAGUCCAAAGCAGAGAUGGAACGAGAGAAGCUCGGGCGAGAAUUGCAGACGAUACAGGCACUGUGUUGCGAGGAGACCGUUAUCUACAGAAACAUUGAGGGCGAGCGGAAAGGCUGCGAGAAGCAACUGCAGCAAGGGCUCAAGAAGAACGCCGCCCUGGAAGAGCGGUUGGUCCAACUCGAGAACGAGUACGUCUGCCUGGAAGAUGCCCACAGAAAAGAGAUCUCCCACCUCAGCAACGAGGUGUAUUCGCGAGCGAUGCCCGUUGUUGUCACUCAAAAUGGCCAGGGUCGCCCCGCCGUUACCAUGGAAGAAAUCGAGGAAUACUCGCACAUGAUGGCAGAAAGUUUGAAUGAGAAUUUCGAGGUGUAUUGCCGCAGGAUCGAUGACAUGGAAGACUCGAUCAAAGCUAACCAGGCAAAGUUGGAAGACCUACACCGAGAAAAGACCCAGUACGUUUCUGAGCUAAAGAAACUCCGCGAGGAAGCUCACAAACAAAACGAGUUACAGUUGCAUCUUGAGGAUCAAAUUGUGCAAAUUCAGGAUCGAUUUUAUCUGGAGAUGGACCAAUAUCAGGGCAUCAUCGGGGAGCUGGAGGAGGAGCGGAGGGAGAUAGCCAACACCAUCGCUGAGAAGCUGAGGGAGUAUCAGCAGCUCAUGCAGGUGAAGAUGGGCCUGAGUCUGGAGGUGGCCACAUACAGAGCCCUGCUGGAAGGAGAAAGAAAAGAUCCUGUCCAGAAAAUGGAUCAAUAUGGAAGGGAGACGUCCCGGAGAAUAGAUAUUAAGAUGCCAGCACAACCUUGGUCGACUGCAACCAGGCAGGAAGUACGGAAACAGUACCCUGAGGCCCGAUACACGGACCUGGCAUCAAGCCUGAAGGCUUCAUUUGGGUCAACUAACAUCAGGUCCACUAGUCCCGCAAGGCUCAUCCCCAUCAGCAUUUCUGGGAGGGAUCAGCAGAGUGCCCCUGCCCGAAGAGACACGCCCUCCUUCACCAAGGGAUCACACACUACCACUAAUGUCAAAAAGACGACUGUGGAAGAGAGAAGCGCGAUAACUAAAGGUCCGCUACAAAAGCCAACAGCCAAGGAUACAGCGAAUCAACAUCAGCCAGGCUUAGCAACCAGGUCCAGCCCUGCACCUGCCCCAAGGAAGGACAAAACAACCGUGGUUACGACUUCAACAGAAAGCACUCUAGUGGUGAAUGGAAAGGGGGAAGGCAAGCAUGAUUUGGGAGGAUCCAAAGUUGAUAAGACAGAGGGCAGGGAAGAAAAGGAUGCAAACAAGGUCACGGUGAAGGAAUGGAAGACUCCAGACCGGGAGGAUGUGAGGAAGAGGUCGGAAGUGCAGAACGAUGGUCCUGAGGAGGUGAGCUCAAGUGAAAGACUACCAGGUGGCACUAAUAUCCAAAAGAUAAUUGUGGAAGAGAGAACCGUGAGAACUAAAGAACCGCUGCAAAAACCAGCAAAGGAUUCAGCCAAUCAGCGUCAGCAAGGCUUUACAACCAGUCCCGGCCCUGGACCUGAACCAAUGAUGGACAAUACAACCAUAGUCACGCCUUCAACAGAAAGCACCAUUGUGGUGAAUGCUAAGGGGGACAGUGAGCAUGAUUUUAGAGGACCCAAUGUUGAAAAGACGGAGGGUAAGGAAGAAAAGGAUGCAAACAAGGGCACUGUGAAAGACUGGAUGACUCCAGGCUGGGAGGAUGUGAGGACCAGCAAUGUCCCAGAGAGGUCAGAAGUUCAGAGUGACAUUCCUGGGGCGGUGAACUCAAGUGAAAAGCUACCAGCCACCACUUAUGUCCAAAAGACUAUUGUGGAAGAGAGAAGCGUGAGAUCUAAAGAACCACUCCAAAAACCAGUGAAGGAUUCGACCAAUCAAUCUCAGCCAGGCUUUGCAACUACGGCCAGCCCUGGACCUGAACCAAUGAAGGGCAAAACAACCGUGCUUACGACUUCAACAGAAAGCACUUUUGCGGUGAACGCUAAGGAGGACAGUGAGCAUGAUUUUGGAGGACCCGAGGUUGACAAGACGGAGGAUAGGGAAGAAAAGGAUGCAAGCAAGGUCACAGUGAAGGAAUGGACAACUCCAGACUGGGCGGAUGUGAGGACCAGUAAUGUCCCAGAGAGGUCAUACAUUGUGAUUGAUCCCGACGAGGCAGGCUCAAGUGAUGAAAAGAUGGUGGAUUAUAUUUACAUGGAAGAGAUAAUUGAGAAGGUGAUGAGACCUGCUGGUCUGGACACCAAGUUCAUAAGCUCAUCUCCCGACUCAAAGGUGGCCUACCGCAUGGAGAAAACAGAGGAUGAGGAUGGUAAGACAAAGACCCAGAUCAUCCUAGAAACCAGAGUAGAGGAGGAUAUGGAUGUCAGUGAUGACUCUGUUCUGGAGGAGCUCCUCAGCAAGGGGGUGAAGAAGGUUGCCCUGGACGACAUCAAGGGAACCCCAACAGGGAGUGCAAUUGAGAACCUCCUCAGCCUGGGGCACCACGGUGGUGCUGGUGACCUCAAAAACAAGUCUGUCAAUGUGGAGAUCAUUGAGGAGCCAGGUGAGGAUCGUGGUAAUGGAGAGGGUGAGGCUAAUCCUACUCCAACAUUCCAACAGCCCUCUUCCAUGUUCUUCCAGAUUGAAGAGCUUGACGAUGAUUCUCAUGGCACUAAGCUCCCAGAAGGUAAGACAGAGGUGAGUAAGCCCACGCCAAAUGAGGAGACAGGGUACCAAAAGGAGGAGUCCGCCUGGGUUCGGGAAGGUUACAGGGAGGCAGAUGACCCCUACUUCAGCCAUGCCCAGGAAACAGAAUACUUUGUCUCUACACCCGAUGAAAGUAUCUCUGAGUCCGAAGAGGAACGUGGAAUUUCAUCCUACGGACAUUAUGGAGUGGUAGAUGACUUGUCUGAUGAGAGGUACUAUCAAGAGGUGCCACCGAUCAAUCCCAGGUUUGAAGAGGACAAAGGGUACAGGUCAGUGCACAGGAGCUCGUACAUGACAAGUGAACUAGGCUUUUCUAAGGACCGGUUCCCAGAAUGCAUCAUUGAGGAGGAGGUGCAAGUCUCUCCCACAGUGCAGGAGUCUGUGCUGGAGCUCCUGAAAGAAGACUCCAUGGACCCAAAGCAACAACUGAGGGGAGCCCUGGACAAACUCCAAGGGAAUGUUUCCGUGUUGCUGCAGGAUGAGCUGUCCCAUGUUACAGAGAAUGACCAGGAGGGUGCCUCUGUUGAUGUCAAGAAAGUGCCGGAGGUCUUGGAGAGUAGAACAGUGGAGCUCAAGGAACUGGAUGAUUCUGACUUACUGGAGGACAGCGAGACUGAGGAACAGGUGCUGGUAUCAUCCCACCCCAGCCAGCAGCAUUCCACCAGCAGUAAAACAGUCCGAAAGUAUACAGUGAAAAUCAUCAAGGAUCAGGAAGCAGAACCACAAAGCGCGGUGUCAACAGCGGGUCUAGACGUCUUCCGUACGGAGGAAUCUGCAGACGAUGUCCACAAAACCGAGAGGGUCAUCAGACUGGGUCCCUCUGAGAGGUCGCUCACGUUCCAGAUGGACAUCGGGAACGAUGGCAAGGUGACGUCCCUACCUGCUGAGGGCGGGGCACAGGAGUUUCAGGGUUUCGUUUCUGAAAGCCUGGGGGCAGCAGGAUCGAGUGGCGGAGAGGGGCACAAGGGCGUGUACAGCUACGUGCGGAAAACGACUGUGAGCUACGACCAGGGUGACGAACCCAGCUACAGUCACGGCCACGGCCAUGAGGGGGAGGCUAGGAAGUGGGAUGACCUCACAAGGCAGCAGGUCGAAUAUGGCCGGGUGCUGCAGACCCAAUUUUUUGACCCCCAGCUGAAGAUCAGUGAGGAGAAGAAGAUUGCCACAGUCUUCUUGGACAGUGUUGACAAAAUUUGAGGGUAAAAUUUAGUUUAAAUAGAAGGCACUGCUUCAAUUUUCCCUCAAAACAGUGAAGUAAAACUCAGUAUAAGUACAUUUUAAUUUUGGUUAACCUCCAGCAGUUGUCCUGCACAGAAUGGUUUGGUUUGGCUAUCACAAUUAAUAUGAGUAACGAGUCAAAAUAAAUAGGAAGGUUUUGCAAUAUAAUGCAUUGUUUUUGCUUGCAAAGUUGUAUAAGCUAUAUUACAUUCUGCUGUGCAAAGUUUUAGAGGAAUCUUCUUUUCUUGCUGCAAGAUAUUUUCUUUUCUCUUGUUCUUAAAUAUAUAUUUUUGUACUUCAUUUAGAAUUACUACCAAGCCUUUGUCUGUCACUGAGCUGGUGAGCAAUUACCAAACAAAAUUUUACAAAAAGUUACUCUCCAAACUACUUUCCAAUAUGAAGCUUUUGUGUAUGCAUGUCAUACAACAUUGAUAUUUGUUUAUUCAGUAGUUUAAGUAUACAUACUUUUGUUUGUUAUUCAGACAAAUAUUGGCAAUUGUACCAGUAUUAACAAAUUCAAUUUGGUCGUUUUGUUGAAGGUCUCCAUGUUUCAUAUUUGUUUUGGGCACUUCCGAUGUCUUCCUAAAAUAUCUAACGCAAUAAGUUUAAAAUUCUGAUUUAACAGCAUUGAAUGUGUAACUGAAAUACCGCACCUUACAUACUUAAUACGAAACAAUGGUUACUUGUUUUCCUCACCCUCUGGCUGUUAUUUUCUGAUCUUUAAAUGGCAUUACGCGGUAGUUAAAGAGGUCUAAUCCCUACGGCUCGGGUUCAGGAGAGUGAGUGAUAAGUAAGAAAAGGCGCGGACAUGUGCACAUUCUCCCACAGGACUGUACUGUAUGUCUCGCUGCAGUGGAACGGAAGAGCCCAGCACGUAUUCAGCGCAUGCUUUUCUAGUUUAUCACUCACACCGGCAACGAUAGCCUACUAUGCUCCCGUGUAUUACUAUUAGAAACGUUUUUUGGUAAGUCUCUGUGACUGGGAGUGUCCUGUAAGCAACGGAAAUGUUACUUAAAAGUGGGAGGACUAAAUAUCCCCUGCUGCGUUAUUGAGUGCUAGGUAAUCCUGAGUUGGCCAUCGACCCUGGAUCAGGUGAAGCCCAGCGUAGUCAUGGUUAUUUUAAGAACUGCCGCCAGCACGGUCAGGCUUCUACUGCAAAAGCAGAAGUGGCUUCAAGCCAAUCACCUUAAUCCGUCUGGCUUCUACCUGUCACUUGAUCACGUGUUAAAUCAAAACACUGAAGAUCGUUGAAACAGAUGAGUUUGCAGCUUCGGGUUUAUUUAGAAUGCUUAAAUAACCAUUAAUGCACACGUUUAGAUUGGAAACAAUUUCCAAAUGCAAUCUUUUCGUUAAAAAAGGGAAAAACAUUUUCGCAACUAGCCCUGUGCACUGUAAACGGUACAUAAAUUAUGGUCACACUGAAUGUAGUUUGUCUUAGUUUGCAUUAAACAUCUGCUUCAGGAUCCUUCUGGUGGAGGUGUGAUUAGGCCUCAAUCAAAGUAUGAAAAUGGCUUUUUUUCCCCCUCCAAACCUGACUUGGUUUUACUCUGAUGCACUUUUUAUCAUAUUUAAUCAGAUAUUAGAAACAGUACGUUGUGAACCGUGGAAUGUCAAGUAAAAACGUCUGGGCUUGUGAGUACAGGACGUACUGCAUGCUCAACACAAGGUGAAUGUCUGCCAAACAUACACUGAACGACACACCGCAUGAUUGUCGCUGUGGCACACCACCACCUCGGUUGGACACUUUCAGUGGAGAUCUUUUUCACAUGAUUACUCAUUAAGAAUGGUAUUAAUUGGGAACUUUUAAAAAGGAGACACGUUGUGUUCAUCCGUUUUUUAAACGAUUAUUGAGGGCUAAAGGAUAAAAAACAGAAAAAACAGAUUUGUAUUUUUUCUUGAAACUGGUAAAUGCUGCAGAAAAACUAUUAAACAGUUAUUUCAGGGCA
This is a messenger RNA of Conger conger (European conger), 6247 nucleotides long. It is a transcript of the gene synm, whose product is annotated as synemin, intermediate filament protein. The record is from RefSeq and is a predicted model, not a curated record. Lineage: Eukaryota; Metazoa; Chordata; Actinopteri; Anguilliformes; Congridae. Gene Ontology annotation, biological process: intermediate filament cytoskeleton organization; fast-twitch skeletal muscle fiber contraction. Bases 153 to 4280 code for a protein of 1375 amino acids. Gene Ontology annotation, molecular function: vinculin binding; structural constituent of muscle; structural constituent of cytoskeleton. Gene Ontology annotation, cellular component: costamere; sarcolemma; neurofilament cytoskeleton. The transcript has 4 exons.